Molecule: messenger RNA, 3552 nt
Organism: Sphaeramia orbicularis (orbiculate cardinalfish)
Lineage: Eukaryota; Metazoa; Chordata; Actinopteri; Kurtiformes; Apogonidae
Gene: lpar1
Product: lysophosphatidic acid receptor 1
Exons: 3
Coding region: 429-1484 (351 amino acids)
Biological process (GO): G protein-coupled receptor signaling pathway
Cellular component (GO): membrane
Molecular function (GO): lysophosphatidic acid receptor activity
Source: RefSeq, a predicted model, not a curated record
GGAGCGCGCAGUGGCAGUCGGUCGGUGAGAGAGCUUGACGGAGCCGCCGCGCCAGCGCAGAGAGGCACGGAUCCGCAGAGCUUGGACAUCAUCUGGGAGGGAAGAAAAUACAUAAAGUCAAAUAAAGCAAAUACGAAACGAGCAGCGUCUCGGCGACCAAACUGAAAAGGAGAGGUUGCUUUCAUGCACACACUUAAAAUGAAAGGCUUACCUGGUGAUACAUUGGAUUUGGAGUCUUAUUUUACACCGCUUCGACUUUGACACAGAGUUGCGCAGGCACAAGUCUCAAGGAGUUUGUUUCUUCAAGGAAUUUCAGGCACCCUGAAUUAUACUCAAGUUGGACAUCCAGGAAUCAGUCAGGGAGUAAGCUGAACUACCUACCUAUUGCUCUGUCUGGGAAAAAAAGACGCAAAAGCACCACUACCACCAUGGAUGAGGAGCAGUGCUACUACAACGAGACCAUCGCCUUCUUCUACAACCGCAGUGGUAAAUACCUUGCUACUGACUGGAACACCGUCAGCAGACUAGUCAUGGGCCUGGGCAUCACCGUGUGCAUCUUCAUCAUGCUCGCCAACCUUCUGGUGAUGAUCGCCAUCUACGUGAACAGGAGAUUCCACUUCCCCAUCUACUACCUGAUGGCCAACUUGGCUGCUGCUGACUUCUUUGCCGGACUGGCAUACUUCUACUUAAUGUUUAACACGGGACCCAACACGAGGCGGCUGACUGUUUCCACAUGGCUGCUGCGCCAAGGCCUGAUUGAUACUAGCCUGACGGCGUCUGUGGCCAACCUGCUGGCCAUCGCCAUUGAACGCCACAUCACUGUAUUCCGAAUGCAGCUACAUACACGCAUGAGCAACCGCCGUGUGGUGGUUGUGAUUGUUAUUAUCUGGACCAUGUCUAUAAUUAUGGGAGCCAUUCCCAGUGUGGGUUGGAACUGUAUCUGUAGCAUUAAGUCCUGCUCCAACAUGGCACCACUUUACAGCAACUCCUACCUGGUCUUUUGGGCAGUUUUUAACCUGGUGACUUUUGUUGUCAUGGUGACACUGUAUGCCCACAUCUUUGUCUAUGUGCGCCAGAGGACCAUGAGGAUGUCGAGACAUAGUUCUGGACCACGACGCAACCGGGAUACCAUGAUGUCUCUGCUGAAAACCGUGGUGAUUGUGUUAGGUGCCUUCAUCAUCUGCUGGACCCCGGGCCUCGUCAUCCUCCUUCUUGACGUCUUCUGUGCGAGCUGCAACGUCCUGACCUACGAAAAGUUCUUCCUCCUCCUCGCCGAGUUCAACUCAGCCAUGAACCCCAUCAUCUACUCCUACCGCGAUAAGGAAAUGAGUGCCACCUUCAGGCAAAUCCUCUGCUGCCAGCGACAAGAGAACGUCAACGGCACUGCGGCGGAGGGCUCCGACAGGUCGGCGUCAUCCAUCAACCACACUGUGCUGAGCGGCGGAAUGCAUCACCAUCACCAUAACGAACACUCAGUGGUAUAAAAGGAGGAUGGAGGGCACAGUGAUGCAGGAUGGAGAAGUUAAAUAGUGUUAAGAGAAGGUCAAAAUGGACUGUGAACAUUAAAUGAACUUAACCCACAUGUGAGGCUUUAGAUGAAGUGAACAGGAGAAUCACAGUGAAGAAGAAGAUGCAACAAUGAAGAAGAUUAAAAAAAAAACACUAUUGUUGGAAAGGAGUCUAACUGUCAAGGACUCUGACAGGCUGUUAGUAUUUUUGUUUUAGCUGUUUAUUAUUUUGUGUUAAAUGUGUUGUUACUGGCUUUUAUGAACUAUUUAAAGGUAAUCUGUGAAGUAAAGGUAAUGCCAGUAGAACCCAUCUUCUGUCUCCAACGUACCCUUUAGUAACGGGUUCAUUUCAGGUCCAUAUUUGUAAAUGUUUAUCUAGAACAUCAUAUAUACAUGACAACAGUUUCAGCAUUUCAUUAUCAUUUGAAAUCAGCAUCUUUUAGGAUACACUUCUUUACAAGUGCAUGUAACUUCAAGUCCUUAUUUUAACGUCAGGGCUGAGAGAGGUGCUUCUGUCCUAAAUCCUCAUCGAUCGCACUGGUCAACAACCGGAUUUUGCUCUGAGGAAAAACACCUGAUUUUUACAUGAACUGUGCACGAUGGAUUUUGAGUUGUGGAGUUAUGCAUAAGUCAAGCUGGGUUUACAUUAAGUCAAACACUAGACUAGACCAGUACACCGGAGUUUACCAUGAGGUUGAUGUACUUGACUCAGCAGACACUCCCAUGUAGUGACUCCAGUCCAUCUGGUGGCAGUAUUGCACCUCUAGGCUUGUUUGACAAUACUAGAUGAUGCCGGUCAGCAAUGAUGGAUGUGAGGAUUUUGAGUUACUCAAAGGCUUUCAAAGCCUGCUGGAAACAUUUGGUGCAGUCCUAAGUGAUGCCAAUAUGACACUGGGAAUUUUCACUGGACCUGAGUUUGGAGAACUCAGUAGUCGUCACAUUCCCCUCAAAGUUCAGCCCCAGAAUUAACAGCCUGAGAUUUAUUCGUACAAGUGGCGCAAUUUUUCGUUUUGUGGUCAACCAUAGAGCUCCAAAGUACGAACAACUAGUUGAAAAUGUGCCAGAAGCACAUGAAUAGAUGGGUUGCACAGUGUCGCUCAAAAUUCAUUUCCUCCACUUACACGUUUAUUUUCGAUAAUGAGUAAUUUGAUAUAGAUAUUUCUGAAAUGUAACCCAGAUACCAACGGUCUUCAACCCAAACAUGGGGGUGAUUAUUGUUGCAGCAGGAAACUGUCAAAGAAGAGAAAACAAGAAACAUUUUAGAUCCAAGCUAAUGUGUUCUGAUGCAGAGGUUUAUUCUUCAGUGGUCUAGAUGUUCACAUCUAUUAGUAAAUGUGACUAAUGUAGUACAUGUUAUCUUUGGAUUAUGAAUACACAAUUAAAAGUACAAGUUUGUUCUUUUACAUAUUCCCAUAACUCAAAAUCUUGGCGUGGUGGAGAAAUUCUGAUUCCAGAUUUAGAAUCAGAAUGACUGAUUUAGUCAACAUCAGUUGUUUUUCCUCCAGUAGCAGAUUAAAUUUGUUGUUGUUGUCUAGUUGAUCACUUUUUACCACUUACUUUGUGAUUAUUGAAAAAAAAAAAAAAAAAUCACCUUCUCUUUUGUAUACAGAACAACCCAGUGUCAUUACGUGGGCAUUUCCAUGCUCAAAACAGUACAUGAUGUUUAUUUUACAUGUUCAGCUCUAACAUGCCUUAGAUGACCUAAUGCAAACCAAGUGCUUGAUGAUAGUAUUUGCACCACUUCCAAAUGUCAUCCUAAAACUGCAGCUAUGAAAACCUGUUUUUUUUUUUUUUUUUACACUAUGUUUGACAUGGACCGUACUAAAAAUAUUAUUGUACUGUCACUGUCAGUACUUUGAGCUUUAGUAUCUUAAUCUUUUGAUGACAAGUGGCCUUAGAACCUCAAUCCACUGCUGACUAAAGAUAACUCAAAAUGUCUUCAUCAGCUUCUUCCUUUCAUCUAAACUAAAUACACAAAGGAUCCAACAAAAUCCAGUGUUGUUUAAUCCCCCAGAGGAAUUAAAGACAAGCUGUUCUGGAACUC